UGGAUGUGGUCACACGUAAACAAUGGAGCCAUUUUUGCCGGGUGGUCUGCCGGUUAAUGAUUUCUUCUUUUUUCUAUGGUUCUGAACAUAUUACGACCGAGGGAUUUCUCUUUCCACUACUAGCAUGGACAUCCUCAGUAACCAAGAAUAUGACGAAGAGUAUCACUCCAAGAUGAAAGAAAUCAUCGACAGGUCGGCCAAAAUCAACCUGGCUUUGAAGGAUGGCGAUGAGUCCGAUGAUAUCAAACCACAACUCAGGCGAAGUUUAUCGACGAGCAGUUCUCGUAGGAAACAUGGAGGACGCCAUUCAUACUAUGAGCCAUCUGCACAGAGCGAUGAAGACCGAGUUGAACGGAAACCAUUACGACGACGAAGCACCAGUCGACGGCGUAAGGGAGAUAGUUCGGACUGGAAGGUGACAAGACAUAGUCCGUCGGCAUGGGGGCAUAAUCAUCCUUUUGGUGGUAUGGAUAAGGGUAUGCCUAUGUUCGAUCCGUAUGGUGGUCCUCACACGAUACCCUAUGGCAUGCCGUGGAUGGGUGAUGUAGGUCAAGCUGACUCACACUACUUGGAUGAAGCUUCUGCAAUGAUGGGAUACUAUGGUCCCCACCCACAUCAUCCUCCGGGACUAAUGUUCCAGCCACCAGACCUUGUACCACAGGAAUACCCAGAACUCUAUGGUCUUCAUCAUGGCCCUCCCCCUCCUUUACAUCACCCACCACACCACCAUGCUCCACCUAUAGGGAUACCCCACAUGCUUCCAAUGCAUGCCAUGAUGUUAGAAACCACCACCAUAUCUAGUCCAAUGCUACAUCCUGCGAUGCUUCCACAACACCUGCCUAUGGAUCCGAAACUCGAUCCCGGAUCAGAUGUCAACAACCAUGACCCAUCGGUAUCCCACAUGCAAUCACCUCGCAUGUCUGCUCGACAGAAUCCAGCGGUGGGCCAACUAGAAUGGAAAUGGUGUUUCCAAACGGUGUCUGACGAACACGGUGAACAAUGGAUGGCGUUUGAUGACAAUGUUCAAUUAUUGCUGCAAGAUGGCGGUAUGGAUGAUCAGGCCGCUUAUGAAGUCUUCGACUCGCACAUUGAACGAGGUAGGAAAAGAAUCAUUGUCCUGCCUCAGCGACAGUACUGCUUUUAUCGCCUGCAUGGAAAGAUGAUCAAGAUACCUGUUAGUCUACGUAAAAUGACCAAUAGCCCCCACUGAGCGAUAGGCCGCCACCGUGCUAUAGAGGCAGCAUAGUGGUCAACCUAGAAGAAUGGGGCAUACCACAGGUUUAUGAAUAUAUAAAAAGCCUUCAUUGUAUAAACAUAUUUAUCCAUAAUUACCCACAAACAAUACACGGCGAUGCCAGCAACGCACAUACCUCACCUAACCCCGAUCCCAUUGUUUGAGUUUGUCCCGAAGGUU
Umbelopsis ramanniana AG is the source of this 1414-nucleotide messenger RNA. RefSeq lists its product as uncharacterized. Bases 125 to 1210 code for a protein of 361 amino acids. NCBI's taxonomy places the organism in Eukaryota, Fungi, Mucoromycota, Umbelopsidomycetes, Umbelopsidales, Umbelopsidaceae. The record is from RefSeq and is a predicted model, not a curated record. The transcript has a single exon.